GGCAGGCAGCUGUCAAUCGCGCUUGUUUUUGUUUGUCAUCGUUGCCGGUUUUGCCGUUGUUCCGCCCGAGAUCCGAGUGUCCUGAAAGCAAAUUAUCUCUUUGCAAAAUGAGCUUAAAUUUUGGUGAAAUCGUAGAACCAUCCACUCGUGCCUUCUGGGACGACUACGACGAGGAAGAGGAAGGCGACGCAAAACCAUUCGAACCUUUGGAGUGGAUCGUUUUUAGCGAACAGGAUGCAAACACUACGGAAGAGACGGAAAUUCAGAAAACACUCACCGCACCCUUUCGUUUGCUCAUCUUCGAGGGACAAAAAGUGAACAGCUUCGUUGUAACGGCUAUUCUGAAGGGCAACAAAAGUCCGGUCCUGCAGCUUUCCUCAGGCACGGUGUGCCUGUUCCAUGUCCCUGCCGAGCGGCUGGUGGUUUGCGUAUCGGAAGAAAUCGAUCCCAAUCUUUUCGGACACAUUACCGAGAAGCUGGAACCGUGGCUAGUGGCAGCAGAAAGCGUUACUACGAUUUCCCUUCAACCGGCCGUCAUGUACAAGGGUGCCACCGAGCGCGAGCUGGAGCAAGUGUGCUUCAUCAAGAGUUUGGGCGACGCCGUUACCGAUAGAUCGGUCGGUAAGCUGGAGGCACCGAAUGUGCUGACCGGUGUAGCAGCAGGAGCAGUUGGAUAUCGAAAGUUCCAUCUCAAACCGGCAGCUGCUUACGGGUGCUAUGUGGAUUCGGUCGUUAUCGAUUCGGUGUCUGCGGAACCAAUUCUCCGAUUGUUGAAGUCGAUUGGGCUACCGUGCGCCGAGCGAUACGAGCUUAAAUUUAGAAACACUUCCAACCUUUACAUGUAACGCAGAUGCUGCUCUUUGAGAGAUACGACCAUACGGUGAUGGAUGGUUCCGGUGAAUAAAGCAAACCCCGGGCAGAAAAUUCA
Molecule: messenger RNA, 928 nt
Organism: Anopheles darlingi
Lineage: Eukaryota; Metazoa; Arthropoda; Insecta; Diptera; Culicidae
Gene: PSMG1
Product: proteasome assembly chaperone 1
Exons: 2
Coding region: 108-845 (245 amino acids)
Biological process (GO): proteasome core complex assembly
Cellular component (GO): endoplasmic reticulum
Molecular function (GO): proteasome binding
Source: RefSeq, a predicted model, not a curated record